CCAAGCUCGUCAAUUUGACAUUUCCAUUUGAGUACCAUCAUAGUCGUCUCAAUUCCCUCUUGCUCAUCCCUCUUACUCCUGGAGAGCAUUGAUAACUUCCUUGGCCGCGCGCUGCCCUGAAGUUAUAACACCCUCAAGAUAUCCCUUCCACUCAUAAGCUAACUCUGUGCUAGCUAGUAAGUCCGUUCAUCGGGGGAGCUCUAGGUCUUACUGUUGGGCUUUAUAGUUUCCUUUCGCUCACCAACAAUGUCACGCCUUAUGGCGCUGUAAAAGACCGCUAACUGCCAGGGGAAGAUAUCAUCAUCUCAACAGCAGCUGCAGAAUUACCUUCCACUUCUGCAUCGUUUUUGUUCGGCUGUGAUGGAAUAUACAGCCUUGUUACCGAAGUGAGCCUACUUGCAUCGCAACGGCUAGACCAAGAGCUUUCCGGCAUGACAUGUCUGUCUCCUAAGAUCAGGAAGAUAUACGAUAAAUUGCUCGGCCGAAUCAAAUCUUGGCAAAUGCAAUCCUUUCGAGUUGAAUUGGAGUCGGAUAUGGAGAUGCUAGAGCACACACGUCUGGCCGGUGAGGCAUUCCGGGAAGGACUAUACAUCGACCUCGCGACUGCUAUAGCAGGUACGACGGUCGCGGACACUGCUGUGAUACUCGCGAUACAGCACCAUGUCGGUACGCUAUUCAGCUACGGUCCACAGCUACUGGGUUCACCAUGCAUCACGACUAUUCUGUGGCCUUUUAUCAUUGCUGGUACUUGUAUAGUAAAACAGGACCAGCAAGAAACGUUUCUCGAUGUCCUUCGAUCCAGUCAAUUUAGCAUGAGACAUUUGUUUGUCCUCGGCGACAUGAUGCGGCUUCUUUGGGCUGAUGCAGACCCACGCAUGUACGGGCCAUAUGGACUACAUCUAAUCAUAGAGAAGUACAAGCUUAAUCCAGGAUUUGCUUAGUGCCAGAGGAUUUGUGCAGAGUUGUUGUGAUAACCUGACUUUGGUAUGUUCAUUAAGUCGCCUCUUAUAAGACUCAAUCAACAUGUCCGCAAC
This is a messenger RNA of Alternaria alternata, 1034 nucleotides long. RefSeq lists its product as hypothetical. Bases 432 to 941 code for a protein of 169 amino acids. NCBI's taxonomy places the organism in Eukaryota, Fungi, Ascomycota, Dothideomycetes, Pleosporales, Pleosporaceae. The record is from RefSeq and is a predicted model, not a curated record. The transcript has a single exon.